CGUGAAAUGGAAACAUUGAGGGGAAAAUACAAUUCCAGCCUCUUGCAUACUGUCCAACAUUAUAUAUUUGCUCUCUGUUGCACAGUUCUCGCUCUUUUACCCUUUUGCAGCGUUUUGUGUCAUUUCGCGGCUGUGUGGGCCAUCAUCCUCCGUCUACCUGCUAAGCGUGUGCCUGUCUCGUCGGCGCCGUCUCCGAGACUCUAGCUCCACUCGAUACGACUCGACGGGACGGACCUGAGAGACAAGGCCAUGAGUCUCCCGACGCCAGGCACACCGUCGUCGAGAUAUGAUACCACGCCUAUAAAAGCAUCUGAGAUAAUCAAUUUUAUAAAGACUCUAUCUGAACGCUUUGGUCUUCAACUCCCGAUACCUCGAGAUGGGGAGUCACCAGUCUCAAGGCGCUCUGCCCUUCGAGACUAUGAUGCCAAGAUCGGCGAUGAGAUAGUUUGGCUUAUUACCUUCCUUUCCCGCCGAAAGAAUCAUGCUCUUCAAGGCGCCUUACAAACCUUUACGGCCGAGGCGGAUACUCUCCGGGUUAGCCACGGUUGGGUUUACAAGCCGAAUGGAGAUCGUGAUGUUAUCCCCAUUGUUGGCGAUGCUCCCCUCCGAGACGGCUCCGGCAGAGAUCAAAGACUACAAUUGAGAGGGUGCCUAUUGCUUAGGCUGAAAGAAGCCCGAGAAAGUAAAGAUUUUUGUAGUAGUGAUAAUGUUGAACCCAAGUCUACUCGUGUUAGAGAAGUAUCUCUCCAGACGGAACUAGAUAGCUCUCCAAUUCCUUUGAACUUGGGCCAACGUCCAGUUAAGAGGACAUCCGGUGAAUUUUCUGCCCCAGACAUAGCUGCAGAGUUUAAGAAACCAAGAACACCUGCUUUGUUAGGUUCGCCAGAUUUAACGAAGACUGCUGACUCUGUCGCUACAACCUCUUCCAAACAGGACAGUGCGCUACAGACGGUGGCACCUUCCACAAACUCUACGUCGUCAACGCUUUUCCCUGGGUAUUCUCUCAAUCCUUAUCAUGAACAGACCUCCAGGACAGUCAGCGCGAACACGAGCUUUAGCUCCAUUGCUUCUGGUGUUUUUACUGGGAGGUCCAUUCCAGGCACAGGGACAACCACUCAGGCUUCUUCAUUCAACACGUCCUUUCAGUCAAUCGCGCCACCAAUUCAAAGAAUAAAGGCUAUGUCAGAUGAGCUUCACAGCUCCCAAUACGGGAGCAUGGAUGAUGAUGACUUCAUCGAAAUUAUCAAUGAGGACUUACAAGAAAACUCGGGGGUUGACAUCAGUAUGUCCGACGUUUCCGUAGGUCCUAUCAUCCAGGGAGACUUGUCACAGCGACUACAACAGGUAUUUCCUGAACUACCCCAAUGGUUGACAGAGGCACCUCUGUGCGUGCGCUACGAAAUCACAAGAGUUUUCCUUCACGCUGAAGUUUCCAUGGAUGGCCUUCCAGUUCGCGAUAUCCGCACACUUCUUGACUACAAUGCUCUCUGGCAAUUUCUCAAGGACUUACCGCAACUCCGAGGGAAACCAUUACCAGAGAAAUGCGCGCCUAAGGUCUGGGCAUCCAGUCUGGAAAAGUGGUCUGUUGGCAACUUUGAAGGCGUGGUGAUGUCAGCGUCACUGAAGUUUGCCUCCUCAAAGACAGGCCCCUUCUUCAAGGUCCAGCUCAAACCCCUAGCCACGGCUCUUACCCAUCGCUUCGGAAGAAGAUUUGGCAACGAUCGAUUUCUGGAGAUGACCUUGCCCAACCUUACCAAAUUUCGACCACCUGGCAGCACGGAAGACGAUUUGGAGAUGAGGCGGAAAGAAAUUAGCCAUUGGAUAAGAGGCUAUGGCCACCAGUUCAUGGGUAUUGAGUGGCGCGCAUUUGGCCUGAAGGACGCCAGAUCGAAGAAGAUCAAUAACAUCGAACUGAAGAAGGCCUCUGAUGAUGCGGAGAAUAAUGCGACCCACCAAGUUUUUUUCUUUGCUGUCGAUGGCACAGGAUUUCAGACGGGCCCAACACCACCUGCCACAAACGAUGAUCCCAAGCACCACACAAAGUUUGCCGUAAAAGGGCUGUUACAUUGGCUGAUUCCAUUCCAUCUGGAAAAAAAUCAGAAGCAGCCGUACCUUAAGCUUUUCUCGAGAAUAUCACUUGGUUUGAGCAAAACAUAUGCAACUGUUUCACUGAAAGCCACGGAGAUAUCCUUCGUCCGCUAUGAUUAUUGUUCAGAAAGCGGCGAAGUAAUGAACGAUGGCUGCGGCCAGAUCUCUCGCAAAUUGGCCCACAAUAUCGCUCAGAAGCUCAACUUGGAUUAUACGCCAAGUGCGUUUCAGGCUCGAAUAGGCGGCGCAAAAGGAAUGUGGAUAGUUGAUGUGAAAGAUUUCGGUGACAAGACGAACAUUAAAAUCUAUCCCUCUCAGGUGAAAUGGGAUAAUAGUAGCUUUUUCACCGACCCUUGCCAUAGAAUAUUCGAAGUUCUCCGUUGGUCGAAGCCAGUCCGCUCAGCGACACUGAAUUUGCAGUUUCUUCCGAUUCUUGAAGACAGAGGUAGAAGCAAUGGAAAGGGAAUGCGCGAGGCUUUGUCCCGGAUGUUGGAAAAUGGCCUGACUUAUGAGAUGGGACGACAGCGUGCGGCAAUGGAUAACCCACUGUCUUUCCGCAAAUGGGUCCGCGAGACCGACCCUGGGAUAACUGAUAGAAUCAAACUCGGUCAGGUUGCCUACUGGGCUGGGUUACCGAAAUCGCAGGGAGAAAAGAUAAACUUGCUACUUGACGCUGGAUUCAAUCCGAAGGAACAGUCUUUUGUAAGAGACCUAGCCAGAAAGGCAAACGUUGCGAGGGGCGAGAUUCUAAAAACCAAACUAAACAUCUCGGUUGGGCGGUCAGCGUACUUACCGAUGGUCGUCGACUUCACCGGCACUCUGGGCCCGAGAGAAGUUCAUAUAGGGUUUUCGACGGCUUUCAAAGAUGAAGCAACUGGUUUUUGUGAUACCAUCUUAUCGGAUAUGGAUAUCCUCGUGGCGCGAUCUCCAGCCCACUACACCUCAGAUAUCCAAAAAGUCAGAGCCGUGUUCAAGCCUCAACUGUCUGCCCUCAAGGACGUUAUCGUUUUCUCGACACAAGGGGAUUCUCCGCUCGCUGGGGAGCUCUCUGGUGGGGAUUAUGACGGCGACAUUGCUUGGGUUUGUUGGCAAACAGAGAUCGUGAGCGAAUUUGAGAACGCAAAAAUGCCGGUCUGUAGCGACAUGGUUAAAGAGGGGUACAUCACAAAAAACAGCACGACCUACGCGGAGCUUGCCUGGAAGAAUCCCAAGAACACAAUCGAUGAGUUUCUAGCAAACAGUUUCGACUUUAACCUCAAGCAAAAUAUGCUUGGGAUCUGUACUAAUUUCAAAGAAAAGCUUUGCUAUACAAAAGGGAGUGUUGCAUGUGAGGAGGCAGUCUUUUUGAGCACACUUCUAAGUUCCCUCGUUGAUCAAGCAAAGCAAGGAUAUUCCUUUACCGAGAGCGACUGGGAGAGGGCGAAGGCAGAAAAGAUUCGAGUACUGGUGAGGGAACCAAAUUACAAGCGGCCUGCUUUUGAUGGAAACCCAAGAGGAGAAAUACACUUAAUCGACCAUUUGAAAUUCAGGGUUGCCCAGAAAACUAUAGAUGAUACUUUGGCAGAUCUACACAAUAACCUGCCAAUUCCUCAAUAUUGGGACGACGAUGUUGUUCAACUAGCUAAGUUUGCAAGGAAGGAAGCCCAGACUUCAGAUGAGUGGGCGUCGGUUCUCAGGGGGCUCGACGCGGACAUCGAGCCUAUUCGAAAACUGUGGAUAAAGUACUUUCGUUCCACCAGUGACGACGAGGAAUCGAAAAACAUAUUCUCGACAGCCAUUGACGACGUCUACCCUCAGUGGUGCGAGAUCAAGCCUGCCAUGGAUACGGCCUUCACCAGAUCUUUAACGAUGCCAUAUCUCGCCAACGCCGAGCUAUCUACCUGGGAACUUCUGAAAGCAUCUAUUCUUUUCAGCACCCAACACAGACGCUAUGUGAGCAAGAUGGUCUGGUGGUUGGCCGGAAAGCAGCUGGCUCAUCUGAAGGCUAUGUCCAAGGGCCCUGUAUCAGUUAUACCGGCCAUGUACGCCAUGCUGAAGCCAGAUAAUACCUACGUGAAGUUAGCGCAGGUGGAAGAUGAGCACCAUCCCAGGUUUUGGGAGGUCAAAGACGAAGCGGUGGUUGAUGAAGAUGAAGAGUUGGAUUAUGAAGAUUAGGUGUCUGCCGUGUUGCUUGGCAAGAACGUUGCUGUUGCUGCAUUCGUUGUGGUCUAGACUGAAGAGGGGGUUGAGGGCGGAUAUCGUGGAACGAAUUUUCUUAUUACGACUUUCUUUUGAUGUUUUGGUAUUCGUGUCAAGGUCGAGCGAUGCCAGUCACUUAAACAUAUAUACCCUGUCUUUACUGCGGAGGCAAACUGCUGCUGAAGGAUUUUGUCAAUAUUUCAUUUUCUGUGAUCAGCACGGAUACGUUACGAGAGAUCAGAAUAUGAAACACAUGAUUUGUGCAUCGCAGCUAUUAUUGACAUGCAUGUGUAUUCGCUGUGUGGAUUGUAUUAUAAUUGACCAGUAUCAUGAAGCCGCAUGUAUCCCGUCCACCACGUGAAGGCAGAACGAUUACCCCCAAUAUAUGGAAAGAACGAUUACCAAACACGCCUCAAUCGCAGCUUCCUCGACAUUUUCAAGUUAUACAUAUGGAAGGAACGAUUACCAAGCAAUCCUUAAUCGCAGCUUCCUUGAAGUUUUCAAGUUUAUAGAUAUGGCAAGAACGAUUACCAAGCCAUCCUCAGUCGCCGCUUCCUCGGAAUUCUCAAGAUAUAAAUAUGGAAAGAACGAUUACCAAGC
Pseudogymnoascus verrucosus is the source of this 4866-nucleotide messenger RNA. RefSeq lists its product as uncharacterized. The transcript has 3 exons. The coding region runs from base 250 to 4242 and encodes 1330 amino acids. Gene Ontology annotation, cellular component: nuclear RNA-directed RNA polymerase complex. Gene Ontology annotation, biological process: siRNA processing. Lineage: Eukaryota; Fungi; Ascomycota; Leotiomycetes; Thelebolales; Thelebolaceae. Gene Ontology annotation, molecular function: RNA-directed RNA polymerase activity. The record is from RefSeq and is a predicted model, not a curated record.